Messenger RNA from Linum tenue, 801 nucleotides. Lineage: Eukaryota; Viridiplantae; Streptophyta; Magnoliopsida; Malpighiales; Linaceae. The record is from the annotation of a GenBank genome assembly.
AUGAAGCGACAGGAAAGUAUUUUACCCAGUAAAUCUCGUGUUUAUUGCCAAUGGGAUUCACAUAUGGAGAAGAUUUUAAGUCGGUUGUUACUGGAUCAAAUAGUUCAAGGAAAUAAGGGUGAUGGAGACUGGAAGACGCAAGCAUACCAAGCAGUUGUGAAUCAACUUCGCACUGACUUGGCAAUCAAUGUGACUAGAGAUAAUGUCAAGAACCAACUUCGAGCAUGGACGAAACGCUAUGCAGUGAUAGCUGAUGUUCAAAAGCGAAGCGGAUUGAACUUGUGGGAUGAAGAUAAUAAGAUGAUCGUAGUUACAGCUGGUAAUAUGAGUGAUUGGCUAUCUUACUGCAAUGUAAGAGCUGUGGGAGAUGGGGCAGAGCAUUAUUCAGAGGCAAAUGCAUCCAUGGGUGAUGAAGAUGACAUGGAGGACGCCGGAUCAGCGUAUACUUUUGCCAACUCGAGUGCACAUGACUCAAAAUCUCCAGGGAAGAAGCCUAUUGGUGAAGUUAGUUUAGAAUCGCGAGAGAGAGCUAAGAAGGACAGUCAAGUCGGGGAUGCAUUGUAUAUGGUAGCUAACUCAUUAAGUAGCUACUUGAUAAGUAAGAAGAAGGAAGAAGAACCAAAGUAUACAGGGAAAGAGAUCUAUGAUGUGAUAUGCGAGAUACCGGGGUUGACGCAUAUGGAGGUUGCCAAAGUUGUGAUGAAGUAUCGAUGUGGUGAUCCUGAGCAGUUCAAGUUGCUGCUGAAAAUUCCAAAGGAAGAUAGAAGAAUCUUUGUUGAGUGUAUUCUUGGUGAGCCUUAG